Molecule: messenger RNA, 4576 nt
Organism: Planococcus citri (citrus mealybug)
Lineage: Eukaryota; Metazoa; Arthropoda; Insecta; Hemiptera; Pseudococcidae
Gene: Cand1
Product: Cullin-associated and neddylation-dissociated 1
Exons: 20
Coding region: 224-3973 (1249 amino acids)
Biological process (GO): protein ubiquitination; SCF complex assembly
Cellular component (GO): nucleus
Source: RefSeq, a predicted model, not a curated record
UUCAUUUUUUCUUCGUAAUGCAAUCAACGGCUAUGGCUGUAUAUCUUUCCUGUAUUGGCUAUAUUAAUAACUAUUAUCGUCGUUAAAUGUCAAAAUUUAGUGUUCUGUUCGCUGCUAAUGUAACGUUUAUGGUGUAAUUAGUUCAAAUUUACAUUCAGUCGUUGAAAUCAUCGCUCUAAAAAGUGAAAUUCGGUUGUUUUAGAAUUGAUAAAACGUGUUGGAAAUGGCGACAAGUAUUUCCUUUCAGAUUGGUCAUCUUUUGGAAAAGAUGACCUCGAACGAUAAAGAUUUUAGAUUUAUGGCAACUAAUGAUUUGAUGGCCGAGUUGCAAAAAGACAGUAUCAAAUUGGAUGACGAUUCUGAGCGAAAAAUCAUCAAAAUGCUGUUGAAAUUGUUAGAGGAUAAGAAUGGCGAAGUACAGAAUUUAGCGGUAAAAUGUUUGGGACCGUUGGUGAAGAAAGUGAAGGAGUUUCAAAUAGAAGUGGUGGUGAGUGCGUUGUGCGCGAAUAUGGCAUCAGAAAACGAACAGCUCCGCGAUAUAUCCAGCAUCGGUUUGAAAACUGUUAUAAACGAGCUUCCGUUAACGUCCAACUCGUUAGUUGAAGCAGUCUGUAAAAAUAUCACUCAGAGAAUUAGUUCGGUUAUUUUGAAGCAAGAAGAUAUCUCCGUACAGUUGGAAGCGUUAGAUAUAUUAGCGGAUUUGUUGCCGAGAUUUGGCGCAAACUUAUCAUCUUACCACAGCGAAAUAUUACAGUCGUUGUUACCUCAGUUGUCUUCGUCUAGACAAGCAGUUCGUAAAAGAGCGAUCGUAGCUAUGAGUCAUUUUGUUGUUCCGUGUAAUCAUAGUCUGUAUGUAAAACUGAUAGAGCAUCUUUCAACCGGAUUAGAGCAAAACACCUCUACAACGUCUAUCUGCACCUAUAUUCAGUCCAUCGCUGCCAUAUGUCGUACAGCUGGUCAUCGUUUCGGAGAGCACUUGGAUAGAUUUUUCCCUUUAAUUCAGAAAUACAGUAAGGAAGAUGACGACGAAUUGCGUGAAUUUUGUUUACAAGCUUUCGAAGCGUUCGUACAACGUUGUCCGAGAGAAAUCACUCCGUAUAUUCCUACGAUAACGGAACUGUGUUUGAUGUAUAUAACUUACGAUCCGAAUUAUAACUACGACGACGGCGAUGUUGAUAAUCUGAUGGAAACUGAUGAAGAAAAAACUGUCGAGGAAGAGGACGAGGAUGACGAGUAUUCGGACGAUGAUGAUAUGAGUUGGAAAGUGCGAAGAGCGGCCGCCAAAUGUUUGGAGUCUGUAAUUGCUACUAGACGAGAACUGAUCACGGAAUUUUACAAGAACGUUUCAGCACAACUGAUUGCUCGUUUUAAAGAACGAGAAGAAAAUGUCAAAAGCGAUAUCUUUCACGCUUACAUUACUUUAUUGAAACAAACCAAACCUUCGUUUUCAUCGGGUAUCGAUAACGACUCGAUGGAAGAAGAAGAAACGCCCAUUUCGUUGUUACAAGCUCAAGUACCUACGAUUGUGAAAGCUGUCCACAUUCAAUUACGCGAAAGAAGCAUAAAAACUCGUCAAGACUGUUUAGCUUUACUUCGAGAAUUGAUCAACGUUUUACCGGCUGCACUUUCGAUGCACGUGCCAGCGCUUAUUCCCGGCAUUCAAUAUUCGCUCGGAGAUAAGAAUUCGAAUAGUAAUAUGAAAAUCAACACGUUGUCAUUCGUUCAUUGUCUAUUUUGUUCGCAUCCGGCGGAAGUUUUUCACACUCACAUGGCUGUUUUAGUACCUCCAAUUACCGCAGCGGUUGGCGAUAAUUUUUAUAAAAUUGCGGCUGAGGCGUUACUUUGUCUAGAACAGCUGGUAAAAGUGAUCAGACCCUUGGAUACGUUGAGCAGUUUCAAUUUCGCGCCGUAUACUAGUAAAAUAUACGACUGCACUUUGAUGCGUCUGAAAACUGCGGAUAUCGAUCAGGAAGUUAAAGAACGGGCUAUUUCAUGUAUGGGACAAAUCAUAUGUAAUCUCGGAGACUAUUUACAGGGUGAAUUGGUGGUAUGUUUGCCGAUAUUUUUAGACAGAUUGAAAAACGAAAUUACCAGACUCACGACGGUGAAAGCUUUAACGAAGAUCGCCGCUUCACCAUUGCGUAUCGAUUUGAGGCCAAUUAUGAACGAAGCUGUUCCUAUUUUGGGCACAUUUUUACGUAAAAAUCACCGCGCUUUGAAAUUAAGUACGUUAACGCUGCUGGAUACGUUGGUGAAUAAUUAUAGCGGUUCGUUGAACAUCGCUUUGUUGAAUACGGUCAUGGUGGAACUGCCUCCUUUGAUUAGCGAUACCGAUUUCCAUAUCGCGCAAUUGACGCUCGUUUUACUCACUUCGAUUGCGAAAUUGCAGCCUUUAGCUUUGAGCUCAUCCAGCGUAUUACCGGAAAUAAUCAAUCUGGCUAAAUCGCCGCUAUUACAAGGAGGCGCUUUAUCGUCCAUGUUGGCAUUUUUCCAAGCAUUAGUGAACGCCGAUUUGGCAGGAUUGGGAUUCAAUGGAUUACUCGCAAUGUUGGUGGCGCCCAUUGUUAACAAAAGUCCGGACGCUAGUUCGCCCAUUUUGCAUAAACAGGCAUUUAAUUCGUUGGCCAAGUGUGUAGCCGCCAUCACAGUCACGCAGAAACAAAACGCUGUUCCGGUGGUGGAAAAAUUCCUGAGCGAAGUGCGUGUUUUCAAAGGCGACGAGCCAGCUAAAAACGAAGUUCACAAACACGACGAACAAAGCAUAUUUUCUCUUCGAGUCGUCGGUGAAAUCGGUAGACAUAUCGAUUUACACGACGUGGAUAAUUUGAAAAACGUAAUUCUCAUGGCGCUGUCGAGCUCUUCGGAGGAAUUGAAAUCAUCGGCGAGUUACGCGUUAGGCGGCGUUGCCAUCGGUAACCUUCAGCAGUAUCUUCCAUUCAUCUUGAACGAAAUCGAAUCGCAGCCGAAACGUCAGUAUUUGCUACUGCAUUCGUUGAAAGAGGUCAUCAGCUGUCAGUCGUGUUCGGAAAGCGGAGUGCAACAAUUACAGCCAUUCGUGCCGGCGAUUUGGCGUCAGUUGUUCAGACAUUGCGAAUGCAGCGAAGAAGGUACUAGAAACGUGGUAGCCGAGUGUCUUGGAAAAUUGACCUUGAUAAAUCCGUCGUCGUUGCUACCCGAAUUGAAAGAGUCGCUUAAUUCGGACUCGGCGUUGAUGAGGACGACCGUUCUCACCGCAGUCAAGUUCACUAUUUGCGAUCAGCCGCAAGCGAUAGAUCCGUUGUUGAAACAAAACAUCGGUCAUUUCUUGAAAUCGUUGGAAGAUCCCGAUAUGAACGUGAGACGCGUGGCGUUGGUCGCUUUCAAUUCAGCCGCACACAACAAACCGUCUUUGGUGCGCGAUUUAUUAGACCAAAUACUACCGAAAUUGUACGCCGAAACGAACGUUAAAAAAGAACUAAUUCGCGAAGUCGAAAUGGGUCCGUUUAAACACAAAGUGGACGACGGUUUGGAUAUCAGAAAAGCCGCCUUCGAAUGCAUGUAUACGUUGUUGGAUUCGUGUCUCGAUCGUUUGGAUAUUUUCGAAUUCCUCAACCAUUUGGAAAUGGGCCUGAAGGAUCAUUACGAUAUUAAAAUGCUCACCUAUCUGAUGGUAACCAGACUAGCUCAGUUGGCAUCAUCCGCAGUACUGCAACGCUUGGAAAGGUUGGUCGAGCCGUUGAAGUACACUUGUACGUUGAAAGUCAGAGCCAAUUCGGUGAAGCAAGAAUUUGAAAAACAAGACGAACUGAAACGAUCUGCUCUUCGAGCGGUAUCAGCUCUGCUGACCAUACCGGAUGCCGGUAAAAAUCCUCACCUCAACGAAUUCGUCAUGAACAUCAAAAGUUCGCCCGAUUUGAAUGCCAUAUUCGAGUCGAUACAGAAAGAUUCUAUGAUCUCCGGCUUAGAACAUCAAACUUCCAUGGAUAUCAGUUAAAAAAGUUCGCGUCGUUACGCCACCUUCGUCUACGUUUUCUUGUAGCUAUUUUUCUUCGUAUUUGUAUUUUUCAUGUACUAUAUAGUUGUACAAUGUUUUGUAAAUUAUUCUAUUCCUAUGUUUUUUUGUUUGUUUGUUUUUUUCAUCUCGCAACGUACAUCAUUUAUCGGGUACUUGUCGCAAUUGGGAUUAUUGUAUUACAACUUAAAGCUUCAUUCUGAUAUCCUAACCAGUGUGCAUAUUGCCAACAAAUUUUACUCAGCCGAGCAAAUUGUUUCCAUUCGAAGCAAUAAUUAUAACUAUCGAAAACAGUAAUCAGUUUCCGCUUAUGCCGAUCAACAUAAAUACUUACUUAUUCAACGAAUGAAUCGGCUAUCUUGGAUGUUGUUUUGAAACUCUCCUUUUCCCCUGUACCAUUUUAUUUUAUUUUAUUUUAUUUCCAAUUUUUUAUUUUCAUUCUUCAUAUUUUAGGUAUUUGUUUUUCUUGUCUGAUAAUGUAGAUUUAUUAUCUGAAAAUUCGGGGCCGCCAAGUGAUUUUCUUUUUGUACUCUGUCCUUUGUCGUGUAGCGAAUGAUUGAAUUAAAUUAUUACAAAUGUACGAAA